AUGACUGUCGUUGAAUGGUUGAAAAAUAUGAUUCAUCUUACCGAAACACAUUCAGCGAUCGCAAAAACCACGAAAAAAUGUACGCUUGACAGGCCAUGCAGAGAUGGUUCGGGCUCUUAUGGUUCGGCUCGAACAUGGUGCAAAAGUGAAUGCGGAAGAUGCCAUGAGAAUGUAGUUCGAGCUCUUAUUGAACUUGGUGCAAAAGUAGAUGUUGAAGACAAGUGGAAAUGGACUCCACUUCAUCGCGCAGCCAUUUGGUGUCAUGUGAAUAUAGUUCGGGCCCUUAUUCAACUUGGAGCUAAAGUAGAUGCUCAAGACAAAAAUGAAGAAACACCACUUCAUCGCGCAGCUGCUUGGGGGCAUGAAAAUAUUGUUCGAGCUCUCAUUGAACUUGGUGUAAAUGUGGAUGCUGAAAACUAUAUUCAGAAGAAAUCACUUCAUUAUGCGUCCAUAAAUGGUCAUGUGAAUGUUGUUCGGGCUCUUAUCGAACUUGGUGCCAAAGUGGAUGCUGUUGAAAGAUAUUAUCAACAGACACCACUUCAUUACGCAGCUGAAAAUGAUCAUGUGAAUGUAAUUCCAGCCCUUAUUGAACUUGGUGCAACAGUGGAUGCUAAAAACAAAGAUAAAAAGACACCACUUCAUCGAGCAGCUAUAAAGGGACAAAAAGAUGUUGUUCGAACUCUAAUUAAACACGGUGCAAAUGUGGAUGCUGAAACGAAUGAUAAAGAAACACCACUCCAUUUCUUGGCUAAAUGUGGUAAUGUAGAUGCACUUCGAACUCUUAUCGAACUUGGUGCAAAUGUGAAUGCUGAAGACACCCAUAAAAGGACAUCACUUCAUGACGCAGCUUAUUGGGAAAGUGAGAAAAUAGUUCCAGCUCUUAUUGAACUUGGUGCCAAUGUGAAUGCUGAAGACGCAGACAAACAUACACACCUCGUCAAAAAGCCGAAGGAAGAGGCAGGAGUCCAAAAUUCAGUUUGA
Messenger RNA from Sitodiplosis mosellana (orange wheat blossom midge), 981 nucleotides. RefSeq names its product 26S proteasome non-ATPase regulatory subunit 10-like. The record is from RefSeq and is a predicted model, not a curated record. Gene Ontology annotation, molecular function: protein binding. The coding region runs from base 1 to 981 and encodes 326 amino acids. The transcript has 10 exons. NCBI's taxonomy places the organism in Eukaryota, Metazoa, Arthropoda, Insecta, Diptera, Cecidomyiidae.